GGGCGGGUUUUAAAAGUCCGUGCUCCGCCCGCCCCAUCGUACUUUACGUGGUAGCAGCGCUGCUAGUGGUUCCUGAACGAGCACCUGGACUUUGGCAAUAAAAAUGGCGCAGAACCUGUUGGCAUUCUCUGUCAUCGCAGUACUUGUAAUAACAGUCGGCGUUAACGCGAAACGUGGGUGUUCUGCAUUUGGCCACUCUUGUUUCGGUGGUCACGGGAAAAGGUCUGGAGAUUCACCCGGCAAUCCAUCAAGUUCGGAGCUAAUGGGUCGUCAGCUGGGGCAAGAGGAAAUUCCGCCACACCCGGUCUACCCUCACUCUGGAUACGGAAUUUUGCCUUCUGGUGAUGACAUCAUACCUGUUAGAGAUGGUGGUGUUUACGACCGCGAAGACAAUGGCGUUCGAGAUAUUAUGAAGAUGAAGCUACGAAAUAUCGUUAAACAUUGGAUGGACAAUUUCCGACGGUCGCAACAGAAUGAAGACGGAUACUAUAUCGAGACAUUGUAAAUUACGAUCGCUUUCAUUUUAAUAAACAUUUUUGUGUAAAAUACGAGGGUAUCUGUUUAUUUUUUCCUAUAUAUAUUUGCAAGAUGUUCCUGUAGUUAAUUUAAAAUUUAGAUUUGGAAGUUUGUUAUUUUUCAUUUAAGUUUCAUGAA
Molecule: messenger RNA, 654 nt
Organism: Zerene cesonia (dogface butterfly)
Lineage: Eukaryota; Metazoa; Arthropoda; Insecta; Lepidoptera; Pieridae
Gene: CCHa2
Product: neuropeptide CCHamide-2
Exons: 6
Coding region: 104-505 (133 amino acids)
Source: RefSeq, a predicted model, not a curated record